This is a messenger RNA of Vigna angularis (adzuki bean), 917 nucleotides long. Its product is annotated as oil body-associated protein 2B. NCBI's taxonomy places the organism in Eukaryota, Viridiplantae, Streptophyta, Magnoliopsida, Fabales, Fabaceae. The transcript has 4 exons. The record is from RefSeq and is a predicted model, not a curated record. Bases 57 to 794 code for a protein of 245 amino acids.
GGGUAUGAUAUUCCACACGCUCUAGAGAGGAGACUGAGUUAAACUUGCAAUAGUUAAUGGCUUCCACGGACAAGUCAUCGGAACCAACUCCGGCGAAGGGUCCGGAACCAACUCCGGGAAAGGCGAUGGGAAUGGGACAGCACAUAAUCGACAAGGGUGCAAUGAUGAUACAGUCACUGGAACCCAUAAAGCAGAUUAGUCACCACGCGUGUUCCUUCGCCAUCUAUAGCCACGACAUGUCUCGCCAGAUAGAAACUCACCACUACUGCUCCAGACUCCACCAAAAUUUCAUGCAAUGCGCCGUCUACGAUUCCGAUGAAUCCGAUGCUCGUCUUCUUGGUGUGGAGUAUAUUGUUUCUGAUGAUAUCUUUGAAACUAUGCCACCGGAGGAACAGAAACUUUGGCAUUCUCAUGCUUAUGAGGUCAAAUCGGGUCUCUGGGUGAACCCCAGAGUUCCAGAGCUUAUUGGGAAACCGGAGCUCGAAAACCUAGCCAAAACUUACGGCAAAUUCUGGUGUACGUGGCAGGCUGACAGAGGGGACAGGCUUCCUAUGGGUGCACCUGCGCUGAUGAUGUCUCCACAAGCAGUAAGUCCUGGUUUGGUGAGGGGAGAGUUGGUGCAUGAGAGGGAUGCCAAGUACAGUAUUUCCUCAAAGAGCCUGAAAAGCUCAAGGGUGGAGAUUCCUGAACCAGAGAUGAUCAAUCCCUUGGCUGACUACUGGAAGCAGCAUGGCAAAGGAUUUGCCAUUGACAUCGACGAGACUCAGAUCAAGUUAAGGGCACCUUUUCCUUGAUUCACUCAAUAUCCCAACUCUUUCUCUCAUUUUCUUAGCUAAUAAAUGGAUUGUAUCUAAAGCUUAAUGACAUAAGCUGUUUUUAAGGAUAAAUUAUAAUUUAUUAUAACCAUUUCACUGUUC